UAAACAUCUGCUUGAGCAGCUGCACGGGAGCGCCGUAGGUGAUAAAAGCAUCAAGCAGGAGAACUUCUACGUCAGAAGUUGUGCUGCAGAAAAAGCACUUAUCACCGCCGACGAGAAGGGAAAUACGGUGUGGCACGUGCUGGCCCAGUUUUUCGGCAGAAAUAGUGCGAGGGAUUUAAACAAGAAUUGGCUCGUUGGCAUGUUGUUGCUCAGGUCGUGUAGUAGUAAUUCUACUUCUGAUUUGGAACAUCAAGGCAACAUCGACGGGACCAAGGACCACCGAAGCAGAGGGGCUGACGCCGCAAAAACCAGCACAGGAUCAUCUGCGACAUCAACAUCUCCGAAGAUAUUAGCAGCCACUCCAAUGAACAAAAUGUUGCCAUCUGUCAACCAACUAAAUCACGACAAGUGGGCUGCGAUACAUCUGGCCGUCCGGCGAAAUGAGCUAGACGCGCUGCGAUUCAUGCGGGCGUUUGCAGAUAGCGAGAGCUCCUGCUCCGGAGCCCUGGGUCGUCGUGGAGCUGCCAAGGUCAACGGCGAGGAGGAAUUUUUUUCUGCGGCAGGCGCGGGGGCAGUUCCUGAAGCUGCUGAAAUAUUAAAACCUGCUGUGAUCUUCAUGCAAGGGAACAACCGGGGUCAUGGGUAUGCUGUUGCUGAGCAAGUUCUGAGAGCCACUCUGGAGCAGAUUCGCAUUUUUGAGUUGGACACUAUCAAAUGCAAAAAUGUCUGGGUCUGGAAGAGUGCAUGUUUGUCAUGCUUGUCUGGCAUGACUCUCAAAUCUGUCAUGCACGUUACCCAAGAGCGCCACUUUUCUGCCAUGCAGAAACGCAGUUUGUCAUGCAGAAUAAGCAACACCUAGAAGCUCAGAAACUUGCCAUGCUGAGCGAGCACUUGUGGCUUUCUCAUGAUACGCCACCCAGCAUCACAAGUUUCCAGACCCAGACAGUUUUACAGUUGAUAGACACUUAUUUUCAAGCAGUGGCACGACAGAGGGCAGCACAUCAUGGAGGUGCGUCAGCGCGAGCUAGCUCUUCCUUGGCGGUGGACACAAGCACAACUUGCGGGUCCGCCUUAAUUGAAAUAAA
Amoebophrya sp. A120 is the source of this 1085-nucleotide messenger RNA. NCBI's taxonomy places the organism in Eukaryota, Dinophyceae, Syndiniales, Amoebophryaceae. The record is from the annotation of a GenBank genome assembly.